Messenger RNA from Colletotrichum siamense, 879 nucleotides. RefSeq lists its product as uncharacterized. Bases 1 to 879 code for a protein of 292 amino acids. The transcript is spliced from 2 exons. The record is from RefSeq and is a predicted model, not a curated record. Gene Ontology annotation, cellular component: Swr1 complex. Gene Ontology annotation, molecular function: nucleosome binding. NCBI's taxonomy places the organism in Eukaryota, Fungi, Ascomycota, Sordariomycetes, Glomerellales, Glomerellaceae. Gene Ontology annotation, biological process: chromatin remodeling.
AUGAACAACUUCGGCGUCUACGAGCUCGCAAGCGCAAAGACGACAUCCGCCCCGGGAUGGGCCUACGUUCCCGACACGGGCGUCAACCCCGCCGCCGCCGCCCUCCAGCCCGCGAACCGCAAACGCGCCGCGCGCACCAAGGCGAACCCUUCCGCCUCCGACCUCAACGUCCGCCAGGAGGCCAAGAUCCGCAAGGAGCUCGAGGCCUUGGACAAGGACUGGGGCCGGGACGCGACGAUUCCCAUCCCCGCCAAAGGGGGUAGCAGAGCAGCCCAGACGAAAAGCACACCGAACGUCCGCAAAAUCCUCCAGUCCCAAAAGACAUUCUCAAACCACCUCGACGACCACCUCGCACACAUCUCCCACGCAGAAAACACCCCCGCGCCGCACCCGAACCAGCACACCGCGAAGCCCGCGAAUAAACCACCCCACCCGAACCAACACACAAAGCGCAAUGCCGCCAAGCGCUCAAAGACAUCCACCCCAAAACCCGCACCCGCACCCGAGCCAGAAGACGUCGAAAUGGCGCCCGCGCCGCCUGCCCUCGGGGAUUCUUCAGGCGGCGGGCCGGUCCUCGCGCCCUACGACAAGCCGCUCCCGCCAGCGCACCCGGGCGACGAAGACCCGCUGCUCGUCUCCCGCGUGCCCGAGCCCCCGACGGACGAGGAGCUGCGCUGGCUCCUCGCGCAGCCGAUGCUGAGCUUCUGGGACGCGCGGGCCGAGUGGGCUGACGAGGACACGCGGUACCCCGAACGGACGUUCUGCGAGGUCUGCGGUUACUGGGGGCGGGUGAAGUGUAUGAAGUGCGGGACGCGGGUGUGCGCGCUGGACUGUUUGGAGACGCACCGUGAGGAGUGCGCUACGAGGUAUGGGUAUUGA